This is a messenger RNA of Cheilinus undulatus (humphead wrasse), 2092 nucleotides long. It is a transcript of the gene nmd3, whose product is annotated as NMD3 ribosome export adaptor. Lineage: Eukaryota; Metazoa; Chordata; Actinopteri; Labriformes; Labridae. The transcript has 16 exons. Gene Ontology annotation, cellular component: nucleus; cytoplasm. Gene Ontology annotation, biological process: ribosomal large subunit export from nucleus. Bases 188 to 1702 code for a protein of 504 amino acids. The record is from RefSeq and is a predicted model, not a curated record. Gene Ontology annotation, molecular function: ribosomal large subunit binding.
GCAAACGAAGACAGCCUCGGGGUCCUUGAGCACGUCUGACGUCACCAAUUCUCCCUCGGUCCUCGGUGGGGAAAACGUGGAAGAGUGUAGUUCACGUUGCGUUGUGAAUUUCCCAACAAACUGACUUUUUGAUCGGGGGGUUAAGCAAAGAUUCACGGACUUAAACCCCCUUACCUCGCUCACAAGAAUGGAGUACAUGCAAGCUCCUGCUACAAGCAGCCAGGGGAAUAUCCUGUGCUGUACCUGUGGUAUCCCCAUUCCUCCGAACCCCGCCAACAUGUGUGUGGCCUGCCUGCGUACUCAGGUCGACAUCUCAGAGGGAAUCCCCAAGCAGGUCACGGUGCACUUCUGCAAGCAGUGUGAAAGAUACUUGCAGCCUCCAGGUACUUGGGUGCAGUGUGCUUUAGAGUCCAGGGAACUGCUGGCCCUUUGCCUGAAAAAAAUAAAGAGCUCUAUGACCAAGGUACGUCUCAUCGAUGCUGGCUUCCUGUGGACAGAGCCGCACUCUAAAAGGAUUAAGAUGAAAGUGACCAUCCAGAAAGAGGUGAUGAAUGGUGCCAUCCUACAGCAGGUGUUUGUGGUCGAGUUUGUCAUCCAGUACCAGAUGUGUGACGACUGCCAUCGUGUGGAAGCCAAGGACUUCUGGAAGGCUGUGGUUCAAGUCAGACAAAAGACUCUUCACAAAAAGACUUUCUACUAUCUGGAGCAACUGAUCCUGAAACACAAACUCCACCAAAAUGCCCUUAAUAUCAAAGAAAUCCACGAGGGCAUUGACUUCUACUAUGGCUCCAAGCAGCAUGCACAGAAGAUGGCUGAUUUCCUUCAGUGCACUGUGCCCUGCAGGUCAAAGACGUCCCAGCGCCUCAUCUCUCAUGACAUCCAUUCAAACACGUAUAACUACAAGAGCACCUUCUCUGUAGAGAUCGUACCCGUCUGCAAGGACAACGUAGUGUGUCUCUCACCACGGCUGGCGCAGAGCCUGGGGAACAUGGGUCAAGUGUGUGUGUGCGUCCGUGUGACCAGCACCAUCCACCUCAUCGAUCCCAACACCCUGCAGAUUGCCGAGGUGGACGGAAACACGUUCUGGCGAUACCCCUUCAGCAGUCUUUGUAACCCCCGGCAGCUGGAGGAAUUCAUCGUCAUGGACAUUGAUAUCAUCAGAGACCAGAAGCUUGGAGCUGGGGCCGGCAUGAGGUCCAAUAAGCACACUCUGGCAGAGGUGUGGGUUCAGAAAACCUCAGAGAUGGACACGAGUCAGCAGUAUCACUGCCGCACAUUCUUGGGCCACCUGCUCAACAUUGGAGACCUUGUGCUGGGGUUUGAUUUUGCCAAUUCCAACAUCAACGACGAGUACCUGAAUAAGAUGAACCCUCACCACGUCCCUGAUGUGGUGUUGAUCAAGAAGAGCUACGACCGCAGCAGGAGGGUGAGGCGCAGGAACUGGAAGCUGCAGGAGAUGUCUAAAGACCGUGAAGGCAUGGACACAGACGAAGAGAGACAAUACCAGGACUUCCUGGAGGACCUGGAGGAGGAUGAGGCGCUGAGGAAGAAUGUUAACAUUUAUAGAGAUGCAUCAAAGAUCCCUGUGGAGAGUGACACCGAUGAUGACGGAGCACCUCAGAUCUCACUGAUGGAGAUGUUGGAGGAGCUGAGCCUGUCGGACGCAACAGGAGGAGAGGGUGCUGACAUGAUGACGGACUGACCAAUCAGUGACAUACCAAACUGCUUGAUAGAAUUAAACAUCUGAAAACCAGUUGGGGACAAAUUAAACAUCCAGAAAUGAUAUGUUUCAUGUGGAGAUUAAACAACCCAGUGUGGUGUAAUGACACAUUACACUUUAAACCCAAAAACAUAAACUGUGCUGGUAAUGAUAAUAGUUUAUAGAAAAAAGUUUCUGUUCAGAAACUGGACUCUCAGUUUUUUUAAACUGAUCCUCCACUCCUUAUCCUCAUGGCAUGGAAUUUCUAUACAAACGUCAACAAAAUCAAACAUAUUUCUCAAUUAUUUUUCUCCUAUUCAUGCGAAACUGAACUGAUGUGAGAAAUGACAAUUCUAGUUCAGCAUAUAGAAAAUAAAUAUAUUUCCAUAUGCA